AUAUGUUGGUUGUAACCCCUGAUUCACAUUUAUUACGUGCUGUAGAUUAGGUACGUCAGGGCAGUCCGGGGUAGCUCCAUGGCGUCCCUAUUUAGUGGCAUGUCGGUGCUAUGACUUACAUAAUGGCAGAAUGCAGGUAAGUUGCUGGUACCUUGUAGCACCCCGCCAUCUGCUAUGAUGUACCUCAGGUACCAUACAGGUAGCUUUCCAAGGCAAGAAAGACCCCGCCAUCCAUCCCAUCCGUCCAUCAUCCACCAUGUCAGGCAGUCACGACGCGUUGCCUUGUCCUAGCUCAGACAAUUUCCUCUCGCACCAGAAUUGGUCGAAGCUGGCUUUUUUGAACCGUGGAUAGGUAGCUCGGACUGAACUUAGUAUGGGCUUACCGUUGAGAAUGGACAACAUACACGCACCAACAAUCCCGUCGGGACCAACCUCCCGUCCGAUCACCAAUGGCAAUGCAAAGCAGCUCUCCUUUGCCGAGCUUCAGCAAAAGAAGAAUAAUAUGGAGGCUGAGUUGAAAGCUCUAGGUGGCGUCCUAGACUCGCAUGGCGUUAAUAUGGAAACACCAUUGAUCACCCGGGAUGGUUUCCCAAGAGCCGACCUCGAUAUCGCACAAAUACGCACUGCACGCUCGCGGAUUAUUCAUCUGAAAAAUGACUAUAAGGACCUCAUGAAUGCCAUCGAGAAGCACCUUCACGAACAUUUCGCUAGCUUGCAAGCUGCAGACAACGAGUCAUCUACUACCAUGCCAGAGAAUGGGGCCACGAUGAUGGGGGACACGCUCCCAGAGACAUUAGAGGUGCCGUUCGCUAAGGUUAACAGCGUGGUUUCCGAAAGUCCGGCGGCUACCGCGGGCCUGAAACCUGGUGAUGAGAUUAGAAACUUUGGAUACGUAAACAAAAGUAACCAUGACGGUCUCAAGAAAGUAGCGGAAUGUGUCCAAGGCAAUGAAGGGCAACGGGUUCUGGUGAAAAUCUCACGACGGGCCAACUCAGAUUCACAGCAGGGCGCGCGACAGGAACUCCAGCUGUACAUAAUACCGCGCCGCAACUGGGGCGGCCGGGGUCUUCUUGGCUGCCACAUUCUUCCGAUCUAGUAAUCCUGUGAAGAAAGCAUCGGCGCAUGACAAAGAAUCUCUUACCUAUGCAUACCCUCUCGUAAAGUCUAUCAGCAGAUCAUAUCGAAUUUGUGUGGUAAAGCUAGGACAGUAUCCAGAUACCAUUGCAUAGGUUUAUGAGCAUAAUGAAUGGUCCCAGCUGACAGCCGCAGCCUUCAAGGCUAGCUACCUAAGGUAGGUAUAUGGAGAAUCAGCGAAUUCGCCAACAAACACUUAGGGAGAGCUCAAUUAACU
This is a messenger RNA of Xylaria bambusicola, 1351 nucleotides long. RefSeq lists its product as uncharacterized. NCBI's taxonomy places the organism in Eukaryota, Fungi, Ascomycota, Sordariomycetes, Xylariales, Xylariaceae. The record is from RefSeq and is a predicted model, not a curated record. Gene Ontology annotation, biological process: proteasome regulatory particle assembly. Bases 374 to 1096 code for a protein of 240 amino acids. Gene Ontology annotation, molecular function: protein binding. The transcript is spliced from 4 exons. Gene Ontology annotation, cellular component: cytoplasm; nucleus.